UUCUAGUUUCUACUCUCUCUUCCUCUCCCCGCGCUUUCUUCCAUCCCUUUUACUCUCAACACUGUAUCUUUGUUCUUGGCUUCUGCUUCAGAAUUAAGCUCAAUCUUCACUCUUUUCUGCAGUGGAUUUCAUAAAAUUCGUGCAGAAAUUUGUUUGUCGUGUACAGUACGUGCUACUCAGGUAACGCGUCACAUGAAUAAGGAUAUUCGCCAAAAUUGAAUCAGGUUCAGCAAUACAACUCAUGGAGCAUGAGGCAACUGCUAUGCAUAAGGAUCAGUGGCAAAAGCAGGAUAAUUUUCUUGAGGUUCUUAAUAUAGAGAAACAGUUAUUGGCAUUGAUCCAUUCUAAAGGUCUGUUACACAAAGAUGUUCAAGAGUUGUACCGCAAGGUGAGAACUGUUUAUCAGAGCAUCAUUUUGAAUGACUAUGAUGUUGUGGACCUUCAAGAAGUUGAAUACUUUUUGUGGAAGCUUCACUAUAAGCACAUUGUUGAGUUUCGCAAAAGCAUGAGGCAACAUUGGAUGAGUGGAGAGAGUACAAAAGGGGAAACUUCCCCAGUUGACAUUGACUCACAGGGCAACAUCAAUAGAUAUGUGGAUGGAUUCAAGACAUUCCUGUCUGAAGCGACUGACUUCUAUAGCAAUUUGACCAAGGCUUUCAGAGAAGUUUGUGGUCUGCCAGGGGAGGUGUUCCUGUAUAACAAAGGAGACAGUUCAUUUUCUACUGAACAAAUGAAAUUGAGCAAGUGUCAGUUUGCAUGCCACCGCUUUCUAAUAUGUCUUGGGGAUCUUGCUAGAUAUGGCGAGCUUUGUAAGAAACAGGAUGCUUCUAAAUGGUCGGUUGCGUUUACUUACUACUUAGAAGCAAGCAGGAUAUGGCCAGCUAGCGGGAAUCCCCAUAAUCAACUGGCACUGUUAGCAACAUAUGUUGGCGAUGCUUUCCUGGCAUUGUACCACUGCACGAGAAGUUUAGCUGUUAAAGAACCUUUCCCUGAUGCAUGGAAUAACCUUAUGCUACUCUUUGAAGAGAACGGGUCAUCCCAUCUGUCUUCGCUUUCCAGUGAGACACACAUCGAUUUGUUAAAGCCAUUUGAAAAAGUCUCCUUGCAGGCCGCACCACAGUCUCUCACUGGAUCUUCAAAUAAGAGUAACUUGGAAACUAAUAACAUCUUUUCUACUGCAAAAACUGAACUCUGGCCCCUCUUUGUGAGAUUGAUAAGUUUUUUCCUUGGGAGAUCCAGUUUGGAGGAAUUCGAAAGCACUCUUUCUUCCACUGUCGAACAUUUGGAAUCUUUGGUACUUUUAGAUGAUGAGCAACUGAAAGCUGCUUUGGAGUCAUAUAAGCUGAUGGAUUCAUCCAGAAAAGGCCCUUAUCGUGCACUUCAACUUGUUUCAAUAUUCAUCUUCAUCUUACAUAACCUUACAGAAAGCCCUCAGAAUGAGAAGCUGAAUGAAAAUGACAAGCAGCAGAAAUCUGGGCUGACCCAAUUGGCUCUAAUUGCUACAUAUAUUUGUAUUGCUCGCCUUCUUGAGAGAUGUCUAAAGUGCAAUCAACUGGAGAAGUGUCCGCUUUUGCCUGCUGUGCUGGUCUUUGUUGAAUGGCUGGUUGGAGCACUUGAUGAAGUAGAAAAAUAUGCUGCCGAUGACAAAGUUAUGAGUGCCAUGUCCUACUUUUUUAGUGCUCUUGCUGAUCUUCUCAACCGAUUUAAUAUAGGAGAGGGUGAAACUGCUUGCGAUAAAUCUGCUCUUUGGGAAGAUCAUGAAUUGAGGGGUUUUGAGCCAAUGGCCAAUGCACAUGCCUCUCUGGAUUUUACGAGUACUCACUGGGAAUGGAUGGAGACUUUGGAUUCAAAACGUUCGCAUCGGAUCUUUCAUGCAGGAAUGAGGAUUGUGAACAGAUCUGCUAAUAAUAAACAGUGGAUUUUUUGUGACAAAAAAGGAUUGAAAUUCUUUACGUUUGGGUCAAUGGAACUUUUAGGCCAAGGAAAAACAGUAGGGGUAUCUAAAUUAAAUGUUAAAGUCAAGGAGGUGGAUGAACAGAUUAGUAGAAAUGUAGAAGUACAUGAACAAGAUUCUCUUGGGGAAACUCAACCUCAACGUUGUCAAAAGACUGUACCUGUUUCCACUGAAGAGGAAGAAGUCAUUCUCUUCAACCCUAUUACACGACAUAACUCAGCACCGCUCUAUAAAUAUAUCACUGAAAAUGACCAUAUGUAUAGAGAAGGAUUGAAGGAGCCUGCUUUAUCUGCUGAUGAAUGCUUGCGCCGAGCAACAUCAAUGUUCAUUGGGAAAAACCAGCCACGAAGUGAUCGAGCAAGUUUUUCUCCUGAUGCCACAAAUGUGAAGUACAACAAACCAUUGAAGGAGUCAGCAACUUACCCUGCUGGACCUCCCUCUCUUAGUGCCUGGGUAUUUGAUAGGGAUAAAUUAGAUUAUGAGCCAGAGAAAGGGAUCAAGAACUUCACUAAACAUGAGUUGACGCCGAUUCAGGAAACAGCUUUUGAAUCCUUGACUGGUCUAUUACAUGACAGAACUAGGGAUUCUGUUGCUGGUCCCGCUCAUGUCUCUGCAGCCGCCCAAACUCUUUCUCCUCCUACAUAUGUCGCUCCGGUGCCUUCAGCUCCUUUAUUGCCGGAUGAUGCUACUUGGUCUAGGGGUAACUUGCCAAGUUUUCCUGAGUAUAAGAGUGCACUUGGUAGUAGGGAGACAGACGGCAUUCUUGGUGCUCCACCUGUAAGUGGCUACUCGAAUGGUUCUGCACCUCAUGGACCAUUGGAUUUUAGCCCUGUUCUUCCAGGAUUAGUCCAUGGAUACCCUCCACUACUGGGAAUGAGUUCUUCGGAAUGGCUUUAUCACUACAGAAACAAUCACAAGCUUGAUCAAACCAGUACUCUUUUCUGGCCAGUUCACAUGAAUGGACCAGGACCUCUAUCAAGUUUCCAGACAAAUGACCUCUCAAGGUUUGAUCUUUUCAGUCAAUGGGGAAAUCCUUUGGCUUCUACUCCAACCUUCUAUAUGGAGAGCCCCCAGUUGCAUCCAGGUUCUUCUUUUGUUUACAGUGCAGGUGACCCACAAAAAGAUAGCCUCCUUUCUUACCAAAGGGCAUCUCCUUUUGUUUGUGGUGCUGUUACCGAUCCAAGACCUGAGCAACAGCCACUUCUUCAUUACCUCAAAGAAAAAGAAUGGCAACUGCAUUCUCCUCAGUUCAGAGGUUCUGCAUUUAUGGGAAACUGAAACCCUGAUAUCUUAAGCACUUCAUGACUGUACAUCUGUCUUUGCUUCAUGCUGUGCUUUGCUUGUUAAUUACUGAUUGCUUCAGAGAAAGUUUCAAUUGCCAAAAAGAUUGAUCUUAACUCACACAGGUUUAUGACUAUUUGUGUACAAUUUACUGGAGAGUGAAGUAUGAAAAUUUCCUAGCAGCGUCUGUUUCA
Molecule: messenger RNA, 3429 nt
Organism: Coffea eugenioides
Lineage: Eukaryota; Viridiplantae; Streptophyta; Magnoliopsida; Gentianales; Rubiaceae
Product: protein SMG7L
Exons: 6
Coding region: 242-3232 (996 amino acids)
Biological process (GO): nuclear-transcribed mRNA catabolic process, nonsense-mediated decay
Cellular component (GO): telomerase holoenzyme complex
Molecular function (GO): telomerase RNA binding; protein binding; telomeric repeat DNA binding
Source: RefSeq, a predicted model, not a curated record